Molecule: messenger RNA, 598 nt
Organism: Poecile atricapillus (Black-capped chickadee)
Lineage: Eukaryota; Metazoa; Chordata; Aves; Passeriformes; Paridae
Gene: CRB3
Product: crumbs cell polarity complex component 3
Source: RefSeq, a predicted model, not a curated record
GGCGUGGCCUGUGCCAGGUGCGGUGGGCGUGGCCUCGGGGGUGUCACGUGACGGGGGCGUGGCCUCGGGAGCGGCCCCGGAAGGAGGAGACGGGAGCGGGACAGCCGCAGGAGCCCCGGGGCCCCCCCAGGACCCCCCCCCAUGGCCGGAGCCCCUCAGCUGGCCCUGGCCCUGGCCCUGCCCUGCCUCGCCCUGGCCCAGACCUCUCCCAGUGUGACCAGUAACGACUCCAGUAACGGGACCACCCCCCACGGCGGCGGGGGGGGGCUCUCGCCCGCGGGGGUGGUGGCGCUCUCGGUGGUCUUUGGGGGUCUGGGGGCUUUGGGGCUCGUGGGGCUGCUGCUGGCGGCGGCGCUGAGGCUGCGCGAGAAGCGCCGCACCGAGGGCUCCUACAGACCCAGCCGCGAGGAGCUGGGGGGGGGCGCCGGGGAGCCCCCCCGGGACCCCCCCCCGCUGCGCCUGCCCCCCGAGGAGAGGCUGAUCUGAGACCCCUCCCCAAAUCCCGCAUCGGCUGCGACCCCUCCCCGAACUGCGGGGAUCGGAUGAGGCUGCGGAGGGACCGUGGGGGGUCAUUCUGGGGGGGUCCCUGAAGGGCUGA